AGCGGCCGAGCGGGGCGGCGCUUUCACACAUGGCGGAAAACGAAGAGGGGGAUUGGGAUGCCUUCCUCGACAAAUUUCAGGGCCCGCAGCGGUACGAGGGGGCCUUCAAUCCCACGACAUGGGAGCAGGAAUUUGAUCAGAUUCCAAUGUUCAUGAAGAAUCCUCCCUCUGAAAUAAAUCCAAAGCAAAAUCCUGAUCUGGCAUGCCUUCAGUCUAUCGUUUUUGAUGAAGAACAGAGUUCUGAAGAGCAAGCUAAGACUUAUAAGAACGAAGGUAAUGAUUAUUUCAAGGAAAAGGAUUAUAAGAAGUCUGUGAUAUCGUAUACAGAAGGACUGAAAAAGAAAUGUAGUGACCUGGAAUUGAAUACUGUACUUCAUACAAACAGAGCAGCAGCCCACUUUUAUCUGGGCAACUAUCGCUCAGCUCUAAAUGAUGCUGUUGCAGCAAGAAAACUGAAACCCAGCCACCUCAAAGCAAUAAUAAGGGGAGCACUGUGCCAUAUGGAACUCAAGCAUUUCUCUGAAGCUAUGGCAUGGUGUGAGGAGGGUCUGAAAUUAGAUCCACAGGGAAAAAAACUUCUGGAAAUAAGAACAAAAGCAGACAGACUUAAGCGUACUGAAGAGCGAGAUUUGAGAAAAGCAAAAUUUCAGGAGAAGAAGGAACAAUGUCAGAAAGAGGCCUUACUUAAAGCUAUUAAGGAUCGAAACAUCAAAUUAUCUCCGGUGCCCUCAGCAGAUGAGAUGGCCAUAUCAAAGGACCUCGGGGAGAUGUCUUUAGAUGGACUCAGCUCUGAAAGCGGCACCGGGGCCAAAGUCUGCCUGGAAGACAAUGGCAGCCUUACUUGGCCAGUGCUCUUCCUGUACCCUGAGCAUGGACAAACUGACUUCAUUUCUGCUUUUCAUGAAGAAUCCAGAUUUUCUGACCAUUUAAUUGUCAUGUUUGAAGAAUCACCUGCCUGGGAUACAGAAAGAAAAUAUGUUCCUAAAAAACUAGAGCUUUAUUUUGAGGAUGAAGAAAGAGGAGAUAUAUACCAGAUAAACCCAGAAACCACAUUGUUAGAGGUGCUGCAGCACGAAAG
This is a messenger RNA of Protobothrops mucrosquamatus (brown spotted pit viper), 1078 nucleotides long. RefSeq names its product tetratricopeptide repeat protein 4. The record is from RefSeq and is a predicted model, not a curated record. NCBI's taxonomy places the organism in Eukaryota, Metazoa, Chordata, Lepidosauria, Squamata, Viperidae. Gene Ontology annotation, molecular function: Hsp90 protein binding.